CUUAAAUACUAUCCUAUACCCACUUCUCACAAACUUCAGGCAUCUUCAAAACCACCAAAAACAGAGCCUUCCAUUUUCAACACUAUCCAUAAGCCAGCCCAGAAGAUCAGAAAGCUCAGAAGCUUUGAGCUAUGUUUCCAACUACCUCCCAAAUUGAGCUACCAUUAAACGAGAACGAUUCACAAGACAUGGUCAUUUAUCAAGUCAUAAAUGAAGUCGUGCCACAAAACGUCACAUUCAUGCCUCCAAGAACGUCCCAAGCUAACUCCUCCAACAUGCUCCAAGCCGGCCGGGCCAUCGCCAAGAAACACUACAGAGGCGUCAGGCGCCGUCCAUGGGGGAAAUUCGCGGCGGAGAUUCGCGACUCGGCGAGACACGGUCAACGUGUAUGGCUAGGCACGUUUGAAACAGCGGAAGAAGCGGCUUUGGCAUAUGAUAAAGCUGCUUUUAAGAUGCGUGGUGCUAAGGCUUUGCUUAACUUUCCAGCUGAAGUUGUGGCAGCUUCUUCUAAUUCAACGUUGCAAAAAAUAUUUAAACCAAAUAUGAGCUUGACGUCGUCUAGCUUAAUGAACAAUAAUUCAGAGGUAAGUGGGAGUGGGAGUUCUAGCACGAUUUCAAUUGGGACAUCAAUAUCAGAAUCGGAGAGUAGCACAAGUGGGGAGUCACAGUACACAGGGAAAGAUGGGUUGGGGAAAUUGUUGAAAGAAUAUUGAGAUUUUGAUCGAUCAUAUGGCUAGGUAUGGAUUGACGAUGAUUAAAAACUAGGUGUUAAUGUUUAUUAUGUACAGGGACAAAAUCCCAAUGUCACAAUCCAAAGGGUUAACUGAUUAGAUUGUCUUUUUAAUUUUACUCUUCCAUUCUUUUGGUCUGGCCAUGUUAUUUCUUAUUAAUCAACAAAUUGCAACAAGUUAUUGUAA
Molecule: messenger RNA, 917 nt
Organism: Pistacia vera
Lineage: Eukaryota; Viridiplantae; Streptophyta; Magnoliopsida; Sapindales; Anacardiaceae
Product: pathogenesis-related genes transcriptional activator PTI5-like
Exons: 1
Coding region: 132-713 (193 amino acids)
Biological process (GO): ethylene-activated signaling pathway; regulation of DNA-templated transcription
Molecular function (GO): DNA binding; DNA-binding transcription factor activity
Source: RefSeq, a predicted model, not a curated record